Molecule: messenger RNA, 560 nt
Organism: Macrosteles quadrilineatus (aster leafhopper)
Lineage: Eukaryota; Metazoa; Arthropoda; Insecta; Hemiptera; Cicadellidae
Product: putative gamma-glutamylcyclotransferase CG2811
Exons: 3
Coding region: 194-553 (119 amino acids)
Molecular function (GO): gamma-glutamylaminecyclotransferase activity
Source: RefSeq, a predicted model, not a curated record
UUUCUUGUCUGUAUGUCUAUUCAACACAAUCUUUUAUGAUUAUUGGGUGAGAGUAGAUGCUAAUUAUUUUAAAGAUAAAUAUGGCGACAGAAGUGUGCACGAGCCUUUAUGGAAGCCGACUCCUUACACCCCUCAACUUUACAACUUGUUUGUCUAUGGCAAGACAAAGAAAACUGAGAUUAAUCACUACUGGAUGAGUAAUCCGGAGAAUGGACUCAGCAAGUUCAUAGGAAUGGGCCAAACAGUGAAGAAGUAUCCUAUGAUCAUUGGCAAGUACAAGACACCGGUCCUCAUGGAUAAGCCGGGCGUGGGACAUAAAAUCUUAGGGGAGAUCUAUCUGGUUGAUACCUUCAUGAUGAAGAACUUGGACAUGUUAGAAGGAGUACCAGUGUUCAACGCACGAAAAGUCGACUCAAUCAGAAUAUUUACAGAAGACUAUCCCAAAGGAAAGGAAAUGCUUUGUUGGAUGUACUAUGCUAAAGUAAAGCCAAUCACCGUGCCUGGAUUAAACUAUGUUUCUGAAUACAUUUCUAAAAAUAUACCUGAAUAUUAAAUAACCU